UUUAUUUUUUGUAUUUAUGAAUGAAAUGGAACAGACAGACAGACAAUCGAUCAAAACAGUGAUUGUAUCUUAAAGUGAAUGUAUUAUCAUACACUCACGUGUUUAUUUCUAAGUAAUGUAUUUAUGUUACGUUGAAUAUGUUUUAUCUCGGUUGUCCUUUUGUCUUUGCCACUGCUUUUCGUUUUCUUUUCGGAAAGCUCCAUCUGUAUGUGAGUAAUUCUGAUGUUUUCUCUUGAUACUAUAUGCGAACAGUGUGAAAGAUUAGAAAGAAGAAAUGUAUGGGCGUAUUCAUUGUUAUGAGGCGUUGGGGAAAUGCAGGAAGUGCACUUAAACACGCCGUUUACCUGAAAGGCUGCUGUUGCAAACGGUCGAUAAAGACUGCCUGUGCAACUAUGCUGAAGAGAGUCCCCGUGCGCAUGGACAUGGACAUCGCCACAGUAAAUGCUCUUCCUUUCGAGGAUUUUGUGAAUCUUUUGGGCAAUGUGGUGGAGAAAUGUCCCAUCAUAACAGCUGCUGUGUGGUCCGGGCGUCCCUUUUUGAACUUUACUGCGUUGGAGGCUGCAAUCAAUGAAUUCAUCGAUGCUCUCCCAGAAUCAGGUAAAGAGGGGAUCCUCAGGUGCCACCCUGACCUCGCAGGCAGGGACCUGCAGAGCGGCACAUUGACUCGGGAAUCGCGCGAGGAGCAGGCAGGAGCCGGGAUGGAUGCGUUGAACUCUGCAGAUGCCUCGCGCAUGGCCCGGCUCAACGAGGAGUACAAGGAGCGUUUCGAGUUCCCGUUUAUCAUCUGCGCCCGGGUGAACGACAAGGCGAACAUUUUACGGCAACUGUCCGAGCGCUGUCAGAACGAGCGCGCGCUGGAGAGGGCGCGCGGAAUCGAGGAGGUGAAGAAGAUAUGUCGCCUGCGUCUUCAAGCUCUCGUGCUCACUGACGCUCCAAACAAGUUAUGAACCGUAACUACUGGAGUUUAUAUUGGAUUCAUCUUGUGCCAGUUUAACCACCCAGAUGUAAAGACUGCCAUUGUUCCCAGGCUAUAGGCGGUGUGAUAUUUGCUUUAUUCAAGUCAUACUGUACAGUGAACUCUUCAAACAAUAAAAUGUGUACCAUUGAUUCUAAUUUAACAAUUUACACGAUAUAUCCUAUGUACAAGUUGACAUUCAUAAAAUAGCAAACGUAGUCCUAUUACACAUAAAUACAUCCAUAAACUUGAUUGUAUACUACUCACAUGUCUGAGGUGAAAAACAAUGCACUCACUGCAAAACAUGAUCAGACCAUGCUUCAGUUUGUGCAACUGAUAAGGUUCUGUCAGCAUGCCAUCUGGUGCCCAAAAAAAACAUCAAAGCAUGCACGAUGAAGUGGAAUGAAGAAAUGCUCAUUCAGUCCAGACAGACAGUGGUAUCCAGUAAGAGGGCAAAGGUGGUCCUUGAGAAGGUUGAA
Molecule: messenger RNA, 1434 nt
Organism: Anarrhichthys ocellatus (wolf-eel)
Lineage: Eukaryota; Metazoa; Chordata; Actinopteri; Perciformes; Anarhichadidae
Product: 2-oxo-4-hydroxy-4-carboxy-5-ureidoimidazoline decarboxylase-like
Exons: 3
Coding region: 279-947 (222 amino acids)
Biological process (GO): urate catabolic process; allantoin metabolic process
Cellular component (GO): peroxisome
Molecular function (GO): 2-oxo-4-hydroxy-4-carboxy-5-ureidoimidazoline decarboxylase activity
Source: RefSeq, a predicted model, not a curated record